ACUUCUAGGUGUUUCAUUCAUUUUUGUCCCCCCGCAAAAUGGCGAAUCUUGCCGCUGCUGCUGCCGCCGCUGCCGCCGCGGCUGCGAAUCGAGACCCGGCCGUCGACCGUUCAUUACGCUCAGUGUUUGUGGGAAAUAUUCCUUAUGAAGCCACGGAAGAACAGUUAAAAGACAUCUUCUCUGAAGUCGGACUUGUCGUUAGCUUCAGGUUAGUGUAUGACAGGGAGACGGGCAAACCAAAGGGUUAUGGCUUCUGUGAGUAUCAAGACCAGGAGACUGCGCUCAGUGCUAUGCGCAACCUCAAUGGCAGAGAGUUUAAUGGUCGCGCCCUACGUGUUGACAACGCCGCCAGUGAGAAAAACAAGGAAGAGCUUAAAAGUUUGGGAACAGGAGCCCCCAUCAUAGAGUCACCAUUUGGGGACAGUGUGUCACCAGAGGAGGCACCUGAGUCCAUCAGCCGGGCUGUGGCCAGUCUGCCACCUGAACAGAUGUUUGAACUCAUGAAACAGAUGAAGCUGUGUGUCCAAAACAGUCCGCAAGAGGCAAGGAACAUGCUGCUCCAGAACCCUCAGUUGGCCUAUGCCUUGCUGCAGGCCCAGGUGGUCAUGCGCAUUGUGGAUCCGGAGAUUGCCCUGAAAAUGCUUCACCGCCAAAACACAACUCAGCCACUCAUCUCAAGCGGACAAGGGGGAGGAGCUCCACCAGUUAAUCCACCGCCCGCCUUGGCCAACAUGGCAGCCCCACAGCAACAGCCUGUGGCUGGGAUGCACGUCAAUGGAGCACCUCCCAUGAUGCAGCCUCCCAACAUUGGUGUUGUGCCUGGACCUGGACCAGUGCCGGCCCCAGGACCCGCCGGCCCUCCAGGAGGGGGCGGCAUACCCCCGAGAGGCCUGCUUGGCGACGGGCCCAACGAUCCCCGAGGGGGCAGCCUGCUGUCGGUCACGGGAGACACCAUUGACCCCAACCGAGGCUACAUGGGAGCACCUCCACCCCACGCCCAGCCGCCGGUGCACAUGGGCCCGAUGGGAGGCGUCCCACCACCGGAUAUGCGAGGCCCCCCCAUGGAUCUGAGAGGGCCGCCGAUGGGCGAACCACGAAACAUGAUGGGUGACCCCAGGGGGCCUCCUAUGCUGGAGCAGCGCGGACCCCCGAUGGAAACCAGAGGCCGCGAUCCCAGAGCGAUGGACGCCCGCGGUCCCGUGGCAGGCCAAAGGGUUCCCAUGGCGGGAGGAAUGCAAGGCCCCAUCCCCCACAACAUGGGCCCCAACGCACCCCUGGUUGCACGGCCGGGUCCCGUUAUUUCAGGAGUUCCUCCUCCGGGAGGAGGAGGCGGUGGCUUCAGUCCGGCCCAGAACCAAGUUUCCACACAAGACCAAGAGAAGGCUGCCCUGAUCAUGCAAGUUCUACAGCUGACCCCGGAACAGAUCGCCAUGCUGCCCCCCGAGCAGAGGCAGAGCAUCCUCAUCCUCAAAGAGCAGAUCCAGAAAACCACCGGCGCACCUUGAUCGACACCCGGAUGCCGUGCAGGGGCAGGAAUGACAGUCUGACCUUAGUCAAGUUUGCCUCAUCAUUAGUUUGGAUGCUUGUAUAGUGUUAUUUUUUUCCAUGUCUUUUUUUAUGCAGUCCCACCAAAAAAGUGUGAAAACAAACAUCACCACAUCAUCCUUUAUUUUUCCCCACGUUUCAUCAAUAAAACAAAACUACGAAAACAUGAGCACUUAUUCUUUAUUUACCAGACACA
This is a messenger RNA of Hippocampus comes (tiger tail seahorse), 1741 nucleotides long. RefSeq names its product cleavage stimulation factor, 3' pre-RNA, subunit 2 (gene cstf2). NCBI's taxonomy places the organism in Eukaryota, Metazoa, Chordata, Actinopteri, Syngnathiformes, Syngnathidae. Gene Ontology annotation, cellular component: mRNA cleavage and polyadenylation specificity factor complex. Bases 39 to 1505 code for a protein of 488 amino acids. The transcript has 13 exons. Gene Ontology annotation, biological process: mRNA 3'-end processing. The record is from RefSeq and is a predicted model, not a curated record. Gene Ontology annotation, molecular function: mRNA binding.